Stegostoma tigrinum is the source of this 4761-nucleotide messenger RNA. RefSeq names its product scaffold protein involved in DNA repair (gene spidr). Gene Ontology annotation, biological process: regulation of establishment of protein localization to chromosome; double-strand break repair via homologous recombination. The record is from RefSeq and is a predicted model, not a curated record. The transcript is spliced from 20 exons. Bases 1740 to 4640 code for a protein of 966 amino acids. Lineage: Eukaryota; Metazoa; Chordata; Chondrichthyes; Orectolobiformes; Stegostomatidae. Gene Ontology annotation, cellular component: nuclear chromosome; nucleoplasm.
UGAAAAUUCAUUCACAGGAUAUAGGCAUCAAUAGCAAGGCUAGCAUUAAUUCUCAUUCUUAACUUCCCAGAGGAAGGUUAAGAUUCAAUCACACAAGUACACAGGAAAUUAAGAAAGGACAGAAGAGGAGAUGGAUUAUAAUUUACAAGUUUUGGGAAAUUCAGAAGUAUUAAAAAUCAGUUUAUCUGGAGUUAUAUUUUAACAGAGAGGAGUAUCCAUUACCCCUGCUACCCUAGUCAAGUAGUAACUUGGAAUCCCAGAACUGUAGAAGCAAUUCAUCCGUCCUGAUUUCAGUCAUGUGACAAGGCCAGGCAUUCAGGUGCCGAUUGCCUAUUUUAGUGUGCUAAUUAGAAGGCUGUUAAACUGAGUAUAGUUUUACUCCCCCAUUAGGGUUUCCAUUGUGAGGUAAUAAGAUGACAAAAGCUUUAGCAUAAGUUAAUAAUUGAUAUUUUCCUUUGUCCAGAGAUGGAUAGAAGCAGGCAGCUUGACUCCAAGAUCCUUUGUUUGUUUUAGUUGGAAUGUUUGCACAAUGUGAGGAUUCAGAAGCUUCUGGAAAUAUGAUCAGCCAAAACCUUUUCAUUGUCCAGCAAGGGUGUUCUCUUUUUAAGAAGGAGAUUUUAAACUCAGGCAUAAAGAAGAGUAUACAGUUUUCUUUGGAAUUUCUCUUCAUGCCUUCUAGCUAUGACAUAAAUCAUAACAAAUAAACUAACUCUUCUCAGAAACAACAGUUUAGAUAUGCGGUGGGCUAUUCCAAAGAUUCCAAGUUAACUCAUUCAGGCUAACUGCCUUAUACAACAAAACUAAAAUACCUCACAUUUCAAGACUCAGUUGAGGAACAAUUGCUUUGCUCAAAGUGUUAUCAAACUUUGGAAUUCCCUACCUCAAGGAUUGGACUUGGAAUAUAUUUAAGGAUGAGUUAAAUUUUAUAUCUUUUAGGGAGUGAAGAUUUAUGGGUGAGAAGAAGUGGUACAAAGGUCACCAUCAGAUCUGUCCUGCAAGCUGUGUCUGUUGGUAACCAUUCAGUAGGUAUGAAAGAUACAAUUUUGUUUCGGGUUAUGAUUUUGUUACUUUCAGAGUAUUAAUGUGGCAAAAUCCUUGGUCGUGCCUAUAGAGCUACCUGAGAUUGGAAAGGCCAUUCUCUCCAGAGUUAAGGGAAGGACCUUUUUUUAAAUUGGUGUUAUCACUCGUGCCCUGUGAUGGAUGGGAAUCUGUCAGCAUUUGUCCCACCUUGUAAUUUGUAAAUUUGGAUUAUUUUGUGGAUAUUAAGCAGUAAGGGAAUGGAAUGCUUUGCCUGCAACGGUAGUAGAUUCACCAACUUUAAGUACAUUUAAGUUGUCAUUGGACAAGCAUAUGGAUAUAGUACAUGGAAUAGUGUAGGUUAGAUGGGCUUCAGGUUGGUAUGACAGUUCGGCACAACAUCGAAGGCCGAAGGGCCUGUACUGUGCUGUAAUGUUCUAUGUUCUAUAAUACUGCAUCGGCAGAUUGUAGAUGGGGUACAUAACGUCUUCUCUGGUUUAGUAUCUGAAUACCUUGACAUUUUGUAACUUUUUUGAGAGCAAAAUCAUGCUGACUAAUACAUUGUAGCACUGGCAUAAUUCAGAGAAAUCAUGCGGGCUCAUAGAUUGUAGAGCAACUUUACGCAGCCGUAGUUUUGACUCCGCCCACACUGCUGUCGUAACACAGAGGCCAGUGAUGCCGGUUGAAGCCUGUGUUUGGGCCUGAGGGGAUCGGGCGGCGGCAUGUCCAGCAGCAGGAAGCGGAAAAGGACUACUGGAAUGGUGCAGAGAAUCUUAUUUUUGAGUGAUGUUCAGGAUAUGGAGGCAACCUGCAAGAAAGCCAGUAGUCUUGCUAAGAAAUUUACACCUUCAGUUGCAAAAUCAUGGAAUCAUUGUGGUGAAGGUUUUCAAGAAGUUCCAUCAAUGGAAGGUAACAAGUCUACUGGAGAAGAGAAAGUGGUUGGACGUAGCCUCACAUCUUUACUUCAGUCUGACAGAGCAGAUCCUGGCAAUCAGAACUCUGAGGAAAUUGCAAAAAUCACAUGGAGUUCCAGUGACAGUGAUUUGUCAGAUGGAGAGUUACUGAUGAAUAAUUCAAGGCUUUUGAAGGAAAGAGGAUCUGCCCUGAAAGGCCAAAGUACAGUGAAUUCGUACCAUAAAUACAUUUGCAUGAUUAAUUCAUUAACAGACAGCCAGUCUAGCGAAGAAAACGUACCCAUUAUUGACUGGGACAGUUUGAGUGAUAAAGAUACACCUUCUGACAAGGUGGAGUGCAUAGUCGAUCCCACCUGUAUCGAUUCAGAUACAUCAAAUAGCCAUAGUGGGGGCAACAGAAACAAUGUAACUCAGCAGUCUGAAUCAUCAAUGACAGCAGAAGUUAUUUUGGAAUUUUCAUCUGAUGAUGAAAGCAUAAAAGAACGUGAAUGGUACACAAAGCCCUUUCCAUCCACUUCUGCACAAUCACCUACAGCUAAUUGUAGAUCAGAACAUGACAAGACCAUGAGAUCAGCAAGCAAUUGGUUGAAAAGUGCACAAGCAUUUCUACAGACACCUGAGAAGCAAAAGAGAAAACAAUUCAAAACUCCAGAAGAUUCUGCCAAAAAGAGAAAGAAAUUUAUGAGGGGAGGGCUAGCAGAAAGAUUAAACAGACUACAGUGCCGAGAAAGGUCUGCCAUUAACUUUUGGAGGCAUCAGUCUCUAGCUGAUUUACAAAUUCACACAGGUAGGACAGAUGAUAUUUUGAGGGUGAAAGUUUUGGAUUUGCAUGAAGAAUGUUCAAUGUUUGUAGCUUUGUGUCAGCCGAUGAGGGACACCUCCACAGACAAUGCUAAUGAAAAUGAUGGAUGCACCAUUAAAGCACCACUGAAGGUUUUAUUCACCGGAGAAACAGCAUUACACCUUGGGAUCUGUGCAGGUGAUACUGUUCACAUCUAUCCGCCAUGGCAAAAGCUUGAUAUCCAGGAUGAAAAUACUUGUGCUAUUUUAUGUACUUACUUUAGUCAGAAGAUGAUUACUGGAACAAAACCGGAUUAUUGUUGUCCCGGAAAAUCAAUGGUGUUCACGAAAGCUCCAGUGUCUUUAACUGUGAAAUUUAACCUUACUGAUUCAAGUCAAAAACAUUAUUCAGAUGAUCAGCAGAAUACGACAAUAAGGAAUGUCGGAAGUCUAUUCCCGAUACCACAGGAGGAGGUAAUGAAAGUGUCGGACUUUGAGCAUCGUUUGUCAGUUACCAGUGUAUGUGAUUCACUUCUCGAAGUGAUUGAAAGCCAGGGAGCAGCAGGAUGGGCAAAGCAAAAUCUGAAAGUCGUUAUACAGAGAGUGUACUGUCUUCCUAUUAAAGAAGUUCUUCACAAUCAAUUGACCAGAAACAACCAACAAGAUCAUCCUCUACCUUCAAAUGUAGGUCAACAAAAUUCAAGGUUAUGUUUUCUAGUGCAAGACAUGUAUGGUUUGUUUGGUGAAGUUCAUCAUCAUACAUUCUGCUCAUUGGAAGAGGACUUGCAGGUGCAGAAUGCCUGCUGGGAAGGAAAGGCAUGCUACCUAACGGGAAUGAAGGUUCUACAGAGAACAACAAGAGGGAGGUCUUCAGGACUGUUCAGUCUGAUUGAUAGUCUUUGGCCUCCGUUGAUUUCUCCAAAGGUCCAUGGCCAAAGCCAAGGCAGCCAGGAGCUCAUAGAUUUGACCACUGAUGUACAAUUGCCUGCUCCAAGUUUUUGCUAUGUUCUUGCACCUCUUCCAGGGGAGGGGGAAAUAAAUGUGCUUCAGAAUGAAAAUGUCUCUGACCUCUACCGGCCUUCAGCAUUGCACGAUUUAAUGUAUAUUCUUCAGCAUGUUCCUCAAAGAAAUCGAUGUAGUUUCAAUGCAGAAGUUAUUUACACCAGGUUCCAGGAGCAAACUAUCAAUCAUGAAAAAUGUAAGGACUUUUGGCUGUUUGUGAUUGAUUCAUCACUGCAGUCUGCAGGUCACGAUCCUGGAUUACCUAAAACACUCUCAGUCUAUGUUACCUCAAGUUGCAUUGUCGGGCCUGAAGUUAUGAAAUCACUGAAUGAUGAAACAUCCAGCAACAUUUCCUUCAAGGAUGCCAUUGUCGAGAAAGGCUCUAUUGUGUGCGUUGAGGGUACCGUAAUUUCAGUCAACAAAUUGGUGUUGCAAAGAGAUGAAAAUCAGAAAAUCUCUUCAUUGACUGGAAACGUUGUCCUUAAUGAACUCAGUGCUAUGACCAAAGUAAAUUCUUUGUGUACAGUCCAAGGGACUAUUGUUGGUGUUGAUGAGGCUAAUGCUUUUUCAUGGAUAGUUUGCAGCAGAUGUGGAAAUGGAAAACUGGAAAAGAAGCAUGGAGAAGGUGAAUCAUUUUACUGCCGUCAAUGUGCCCAGUCUGUGAUGACACCUCUUACAAAAAUGCAAUUGGAAGUGUUUCUGCGGUAUCCAGACCUGCCCCAUAGUUCUGUAAAAAUCAAGCUUCUAGAGCCAAGCAUUUCCUCUCUUCUGCUGCAUUCAUCCAGUGAUGAAGGGGGCUAUGAGGUGGACGGUGUACUUGGCCAGGAGUUGGGACCUCUCAGCUGCUACGUCAGCUCUGUAACAAAUCAGCCAGCAAGCUGGAUUGGACUAGAGGAAGUUAGUCUGCUACACCCUCAGCAAAAGUGAAAUUCUCAAUCAUCACUUGUAGCAUUGAUGGCUACAAUAUUUUAAAGUCUAUGAUGCAAAAUAUCUAUUUCAUUAAAUGUUUAUAAAUGAUGCAUUGUAAUUAAAAUUAUUUUGGAUAUCU